AUGACAUGUCAUGCGCAUGCGUAAACCGGUGCACAAGUGGUGAAUUGGUUUUCCGUGAAUUCUGCCGGGAGAAAUUGGGCCGUUUUUCUUUCUCAUUAUUGUUCAUAUAGCAGUAAGCGCCACCCAAUCACCACGGGACGAAGAGAAGAUCUGAGCUGUAAAGAAUAUGCCCAAGAAUAAAGGUAAGGGAGGAAAGAAUCGGCGACGUGGAAAAAAUGAGAACGAGUCAGAGAAGAGAGAGCUGGUGUUCAAAGAGGACGGGCAGGAAUAUGCCCAGGUGAUUAAGAUGUUGGGUAAUGGGAGGUUGGAAGCCAUGUGUUUUGAUGGAGUUAAGCGGCUCUGCCACAUCAGAGGAAAACUCAGGAAAAAGGUGUGGAUUAACACGUCAGAUAUCAUCCUGGUGGGACUGAGAGAUUACCAGGACAACAAAGCUGAUGUGAUCCUGAAGUACAAUGCAGACGAGGCCAGGAGUCUGAAGGCCUAUGGAGAACUGCCGGAGCACGCCAAGAUCAAUGAGACGGAUACCUUCGGUCCCGGGGACGAUGAAGACAUCCAGUUUGAUGACAUCGGAGAUGAUGAUGAGGACAUUGAUGAUAUCUAAGGACCUUCUAGGGGAAGGUGUAAUUUUUACCAUCUGCUCCUAAAAUCAGCACAGGACUUUGAUACUUCUCUACUGGAAUCACUGUACCCUCUGCCCACAUUUGUGGCUGUGUUACCUAUUGAUGACCCCGCCCACACAACAUAUUCCCACUAACUCAUUGAUAACAUGACUGCAGCUGCUCGCAAUUUCUUGCGGUGUCUUUUUUCUAAUGUAUUUAUAUCGAUUUCAUGCGGAGUGGAAUUUACUUACAAGUAUAGAAUCUCUAGAUUUGCAAUAAAAAUAUGAACCAUUUUAUGUUUUGUCCUGCGUUCUGUAUCAUAGUUGAUAGUUAGCAACGCUCUUUAUAUUAGUUAGGAUUAAAUAUGUUUAUUGAUUAUGUAAAACUGAUUCCUCCUGAAGAUGCCUCUGUUUUUCAACAGUCUAUUUUUAUUUUGUUUCCCCAUGUGUCUGUUGGUUUUAUGUUUUGAUCAACUCCCGGAGGGGUGUGUCACAAAGCAUCACCACGUUCAAGGAAGUUAGGCCCACCUUUGAAAAACAUUCAGAUAUAGCUACUACUUUUGAUUUAUUUCCUAAAAUAAUCUACAAAAUUGGAUAUUUGUCAAUUAUACCAAUGUCCAUUUCAUGUUAUUUCAGAAUAUUUAGGAAUGUUAAUAGGCUUUUUCUACUUGUUCCUGCUUUGUGAACCCCCCCCCCCAGCUGCGGUUUAGAGACCACUGAGUUCUGUCAGAGGUAAUGGCUACCUCCUAACUACCCUGGUGGUCCAGUCUGCUGCUGCUGGAGUCAAUUCCUCUGUUUCUUCACUGUCAUGCCAAAGAUGUCAUGUGCUGCUUGGCAUCUACAGAGGAGUUGGCUGCAGCUCAUACACAAUGGGACCAGGCUAGCUAAAUAUCACUGAACUGUGUCUUUAACACCAUAGACAGCGCCUGAGCUACUAUGAUGUAAUAAGGCUGAUUUAUAGGGAUUUCCAAUAAAGAACUUAAUUCCA
Oncorhynchus kisutch (coho salmon) is the source of this 1586-nucleotide messenger RNA. RefSeq names its product eukaryotic translation initiation factor 1A, X-chromosomal. Gene Ontology annotation, biological process: translational initiation. Gene Ontology annotation, molecular function: translation initiation factor activity; RNA binding. The record is from RefSeq and is a predicted model, not a curated record. The transcript has 7 exons. Bases 167 to 601 code for a protein of 144 amino acids. NCBI's taxonomy places the organism in Eukaryota, Metazoa, Chordata, Actinopteri, Salmoniformes, Salmonidae.